UAUAAAGGCCUCGUAAUAUACAGGAACAUGAUCCUUUUGGAUAUACUAGAUCGUGAUCACGUGACCUACAUAUCACAUGAUAAUCCAAGAUGGCGGCGUCGACUCCUGGUAGCAAUCAUGAACAUUUGUAUAAAAUAUUAGUGAUCGGAGAAUUCGGAGUAGGAAAAACUUCCAUCAUCAGAAGAUAUACCGAAGGAACAUUUUCUCCAAACUACAAAUUAACAAUUGGUGUAGAUUUUGCAUUGAAGUCACUUGUUUGGGAUGAAAACACUAAAGUCAACAUGCAACUAUGGGAUAUAGCAGGACAUGAACGAUUUGGACACAUGACAAGAGUUUAUUACAAAUAUGCAAUUGGUGCAAUAAUUGUUUUUGAUCUGUCCAGACCUGCCACAUUUGAUUCCGUGUUGAAGUGGCUUAAUGACGUCAAUUCUAAAGUAAUGUUAGCCAAUGAACAGCCAGUGCCAGUCUUGCUGCUGGCCAAUAAGUGUGACUUGGAAGGCAUGGAUCCUGACACACACAAAAUUGAUCAGUUUUGUAAAGAGCAUCAGUUUAUCGGCUGGUUCCCUACAUCAGCAAAAGAUGAUAAAAACAUCAGUGAGGCUGUGCGGUACUUAGUAAAACACAUUUUGGAACUGCCAUGCGAGAGUCAGCAACCUACGGAACACAUCAGUUUACCUUCAGAAAACAACACUUCUCAUUACGACGAUUCGUUCGAAACAGAGGAGAGUUAUAACAAAAGAACCAACAAGCAAAACGGUGGAUGUUGUAGUUGAUGCAAGAGUUGUGGAGGAGAUCUUAGGAAUAGUCUACUAGGAAUACACUGUCUUGAUAUAUGCAGUAUUAGCGUCACAAUCAAAAUCAUGCAAAUCAAGCGAUGUUUUUGAAAAUGUAUUAUUUAGUAUUACGAGUGAUUACAUGUAUAUGUACAUUUCAUUUUAUACCAUGAUCUCUAAUACGCCCAUUAUGGUAGUUUAAAAUAAAAAACUGAUAAGCGCAGUCCCAUGUACUGAUAGAGAGGUACACCUAGAUCUAUAUUUGCUGUAGUAUUCAUGAUAUUUUUUGGUAAUAUAUGCUGUCCAGGGACACACUGGAGUAUACAGCUAUGUAUAUUUGCUGUAGUAUAUGAAUUCGUCUACUGAUAGACAUAACUACAAAUAUGAUGUAGAAUAUAAAGUUAUAUCCGCUGAUGUAAGAUUAUAUGUCACGUUUUAAUUUAUGCGAAUAGUAGCAUGGUUCAGAAUAUACACGUUCUUGGCGUUUUUCGAGAAUUAUCAGAUAUAUCAAAAUUACGAAUUAUGAGGUUAGUGUACUUUGGGCCUACCUGAGUUGCCUCUCCUAGAAGGACGAAGAAAUCUGUAAGAUGCAAUUCAUAUACUCUUUACUGUCUCUAAUUCUAAAUUUACCUGUAACUUAUGGUGUUUUUCACGUGUGUGUCUUUUGUACAUUUUUUAUCGCAAUAUUCUAUUUGUUAUGCAUAUGCUGUUACUGUUACAUGCAUGUUUUUUGAACCUCUGGUUUACAGUUUAUGUCACGAAAGCAAUAUUUUUUAAAAAUUUUGUAACAGAUUAUGAUAGUUGCAAAAUAAAUAAAGUUAAUGCAUAUUGUAGUAUAGAAUUGACAUCUGCUAUAGAAGCGUGAAUAACUUGUUCGUAUAAUGGCACAUUCAUAUGUUUUUGAGAAAGCCACAUCAUGUAAUUUGUAUUAAAUACAAAUUAAUGUAAAAGAGACAUUAUUGACAGUUAAUAUGCCAUUAUUUUGUCUUAUCUCUGAUUAAUCUUUGUAGAAUGUGGAGUGGCAAAUUUUAUAUGAAUUAAUAUUCAGUAAGAUGUUAUAAUAACUAUAGAAUUUGAAGUUUUUGAAAGAAAAGCAAAGCACACCUUGAUUAUUCAGUAUAUUAUUACAGUGGCUGAGAGUUCAUGUUUUUUAAAAAUGUAAAUGUCAUUUUUAAAUGUAUGAUGCAUAUCUUAUUGAUUUUAUAACAAUUAUGGGAUCAAUCAAUUUGUUUAUAAAUGUUACUUAUUGGUGCAUGCCAUGGUGUUGUGCAUGUGUUAUUUUAAGUUUCUUCUCGGAAUAUUCAACAAUAGAAAUCCGCCUAUUUAUGUAGAUUUUUUUAAUGUGUAAUGGUUUAAUAUUUGCUUCGUGUAUCAGAGGAAUUCGUUAUGUAUUCCUGUUUUAAUGACCACCACAUGUACAAUGAGUAUGGUGCUUAUAUUGGGGUUUAGGUCAUUGAUGGUCAGUUUUAACACGAAUGUUGUUUUUAGUAAUCAAAAUGUUUUUACUCCGGCCGGCGUAUGGGAGCGAGGGCAGAUUGUCCUCUUCAGAUUUGAAGAAAGACUCCAAACUUACACUUGUGAUAAAAUCUUUCUGUGAAAUACUCUGAGAUGUUUACAUCAGAGAGUUUAAUUAUCAGAUAAUAAAAUUCUAGAAAAUCAUU
Ylistrum balloti is the source of this 2434-nucleotide messenger RNA. RefSeq names its product ras-related protein Rab-38-like. The coding region runs from base 90 to 773 and encodes 227 amino acids. The transcript is spliced from 10 exons. Gene Ontology annotation, molecular function: GTP binding; GTPase activity. Gene Ontology annotation, cellular component: trans-Golgi network; Golgi apparatus; phagocytic vesicle. The record is from RefSeq and is a predicted model, not a curated record. Gene Ontology annotation, biological process: phagosome-lysosome fusion; endosome to lysosome transport. Lineage: Eukaryota; Metazoa; Mollusca; Bivalvia; Pectinida; Pectinidae.